AUGUUUGUGCUGCAAACCGAAUUAGGUCUAACGGGCCGAAUUUUAGCAUUUUUUGAGAUUUUGCUCAGAUCUAGCGAAUCAUCUUUCAAAAUCGUUUUUACAAACGUCUUCUCAUGGCUCUUAUCACUCUGCAAAGGUGAUACGGCCAGUUCUGCUGCUAACAAAUCUGAAAUUGUUAACAGCAGUUUGAGGUUACUGUGUCACUGGAUUGAUAUAGCUGAUGAUUUUAAGCAGACUACACUCUUGCAGAAGUGCCAUAUUUCACUGAUUGAAAUGCUUGAUAAAUAUGAUCGAGAGGUUGCUCAGCUUACACGCUACAAAUUGCUGGAGGUUUGCAAUAACUUGCGUGUAUGCACAAAUGGAUUAUUAGAGAAAUGCAAAGUUUUCUUGCGGAAAAGCUUCGAUUUUGUUUGCAAUAAGAAUAAAGAAUUGAGGAACAACUGUCUGAUGUUUGUUCAUGCCUUCGCCGUAGCUAACUGGACUAUCGUAAAAGACUUGUUUGUAGACGAAAUCGAUAAGAAGAAAGAAAUAUUUCAUCUAACGCCACUGCUUUGGUCUAUUAUUCAUGACAUAGAUAGUCUGAAUUUUGCUUUGUCGUAUCUUGGAGCAUUAUUUCCAUCAACAUCAGGAAGUAUCGCAUUACAACAAUCAUUGUUGAAGCAGACUUUGGACUGCUUCUUUGUAAGACUUGAACUCAAUGUGGAAUCAGCGAAGGAUUUAGAAGUGCAGUCGAAAUUAUUGCAGCGAAUUGGACUAAUGAUUGAUGAUCGGACUCAUCUCGAAGGCCUUCACCUGAUCCGGCAAAAGCUGGAAAACUGUUCGAGUUUAUUACCAGGAUUAUAUCUUUACAUUAUCCAAUCACCGUACAGCGAUGAACUUCUGAAGGUGUUGGCACACUUGGCCUCUGUAGAUCAUAAUCUGGUCUGGUGUAAAUCAUUAGUGAUGGCUGCAAUAGUUAACAAAUCACCAAAUUAUAUAGAAACGCUCAAUCACAUGGAAGAAAUACGAGAAAGUUUGGAAUUUCUGGACAGUUUCAAAUGUAAGGCUCGAUUGUGUGCUGCGCUUCUUCUAAUUGAUCGUCCUGAAGGAUCUGCUUACUUUACCGCACUUCUUCAUGAUCUUGUUGAGCACAUCGAUUCUGAAAAUAUCACUGUAUUAACAAACACGUUGGUGGAUAUGCUAACCUUCAAUACUUGUUAUUCCGAUCCGGUAAAAUGCAAAUAUCAAACAACGUUCCUAUGGCAGCAAAGAAUAUUUUGUCAGUUGGUUCCUAUCUAUGUCCAGUAUUUCAAUGAUUUAAGCAAAGAAUCCCAAAACAAACAGAUUGUUUUGUUUCCUUUAUUAUCACCGCUCUUUGCGCUUGCCGCAUCAUCAACAGCCGUCAUGAAUGAUAAAUAUGUGGAGUUGUUGCCCAUACUUUGUGCUGCUUUGGAUACAUUAGAAUUGGAUUUAUGUUCGGAAGGACAGAUAUUUUCCGGUUUGGCAGCACUGCUGAAGAAUGCAACAGCUGAACAGCUGGGCCAUAGUUUCUUGCUAAAAGUGUUGCCACGGCUGCAACACUCUCUUGACAAUAGCGAAGAUAUGAUGGUCCACUUAGCAGUGCUGGAAUGUUUACAGUUGAUAACGGAGCGAUGGUCCUCUACAGCAUUACUUCCCUUCUACGACCCUAUUGUUCGUAGUUUAAUUAAAAUUUCUGGAUCUCAGAAGCGGAUUGUUCGAACAGCAGUUGCAAAUGUCAGGAAUUUAUGGUAA
This is a messenger RNA of Loa loa (African eye worm), 1752 nucleotides long. RefSeq lists its product as hypothetical. Gene Ontology annotation, biological process: iron-sulfur cluster assembly. NCBI's taxonomy places the organism in Eukaryota, Metazoa, Nematoda, Chromadorea, Rhabditida, Onchocercidae. Bases 1 to 1752 code for a protein of 583 amino acids. Gene Ontology annotation, cellular component: cytosolic [4Fe-4S] assembly targeting complex. The transcript is spliced from 13 exons. The record is from RefSeq and is a predicted model, not a curated record.